AUGAAAUUCUUGGAGACCAUAGUUGCGAGGGUUUUAGGUAUUGCUCUUUCUUUCAACAUUGUGGGAAACAUGAGCUGCAAUGCUGCUGGACAUUAUGACUUCUUUAAGUUUGUUCAGGAGUCUCCUUUUGCAUUUCGCAAAUAUGGUAAUGGAAAUAAUAGAUGCAACAUCCUACCUCUGCCACGGAUAUUUACCAUUCAUGGCUUGUGGCCAAGCAACUUCACAAAUCGUCAUGAACCUUGCGUUGGUGCACAAUUUAGUAGAGUUGUGAUGAAUGAAGCCUCCAAUGAUGACUUGCGAGCUGAUCUGGAGUUGUCAUGGCGAAGCUUCAUCAGUGGGCAGUCAAAUAUGGACUUCUGGGAAUAUGAAUACAACACACACGGCAAGUGCUCCGACCACAAGUUUUCGCAGACGCAAUACUUCGACCGUGCCAGGAGUUUGUGGAAGCAAUACAAAGCUCAUACUCUAUUUUCUAAUCGCUCGCUUGAACCAGGCAAGUCAUAUCGUUUAACUGACCUUGAACAAGCCAUCCGAUCAUUUAUAGGCGGGAGAAGACCUCUUCUCCUUUGCAAGAAAUCUGAGGAGGAGAAAAAACAAUAUUUGCUGGAAGUCGUAAUUUGCUUUGAUGACAGAGCAAUCAAUCCAGUGAAUUGUCCCAGGAGGAAAGAAUGUGAUCCACGAUCACCUGUAUGGUAUAUGCUAUAG
Prunus avium (sweet cherry) is the source of this 705-nucleotide messenger RNA. The record is from RefSeq and is a predicted model, not a curated record. Lineage: Eukaryota; Viridiplantae; Streptophyta; Magnoliopsida; Rosales; Rosaceae.